Molecule: messenger RNA, 453 nt
Organism: Odobenus rosmarus divergens (Pacific walrus)
Lineage: Eukaryota; Metazoa; Chordata; Mammalia; Carnivora; Odobenidae
Product: immunoglobulin omega chain-like
Exons: 2
Coding region: 1-453 (150 amino acids)
Biological process (GO): immunoglobulin production; immune response
Source: RefSeq, a predicted model, not a curated record
AUGUCCUGGACUCCUGUCCUGCUCGCACUCCUCGCCCACUGCAUAGGCUGUGGCUCUCAGCCAGUGCUGAACCAGCCGCCAUCCAUGUCCUCAUCCCUCGGAACCACAAUCCGCCUGCCUUGCACCUUGAGCCGAGACCAUGAUGUCAGCAUUUAUAACAUCUACUGGUACCAGCAGAGGCCCGGCCACCCGCCCAGAUUCGUGCUGAGAUAUUUCUCCCACUCAGACAACAACCAGGGCUCCAAGAUCCCGCCUCGCUUCUCCGGAUCCAAGGAUGUGGCCAAGAACACGGGGUAUUUGAGCAUCGCUGAGCUGCAGCCUGAGGAUGAGGCUACGUAUUACUGUGCUGUGGGAGGCCAGGGCAUGGAGAAGGUGAGGGAGAUAAGGAGGCAAGAAAAGGAGCCUACUGUUCCAGGGUCCCAGGCACCCCAGGACAAACUUACCAUGAACUAA